ACCGAAUUCUGCCUGUUUCUUCCAGUUCCAGGCGCCGACGCCUCAGCUCCGUGUGUGGUGACUGGUGACUGGUGUGCCGAUGCCGCUUGGCCACGUCUCGCCAUUGCUGGCCAGUGGCCACGGAACAACCCACAUCGCUGCGCCUGCGCCUGGCGGCACGCACCGUUUCGCAUUUACCAGCGUAGGCGCGCCACCCACCAAAGGAUCAGAGCUCCGUGUCGCCCAACGCAAAAACCUGACCGAUGGCGGCCCGGUGCUACGCAGCUGCCUCCGUGGUCAGAGCAGGAGCGCACGACCUCUCCCUCUCCCCCUCCUCCUUUUCCGUCACAGCCGCGGCGCGUCCGAGGCCGGUAGGAGGAGUGUGGGCCUGCGGUGGAGCCGGAGGAGGGUACAGCUGGCUCCGCGCCGUCCGCGCCAUGGGCUCCGCGCCGUCGUCGUCGUCGUCGCAAUCCCCGUCGCCGCAAACGCCUUCAGGACAAACCCAAGGGAAAGCAGAUUAUACAUCACUGAGUGAAGAGGAGUGGAAGAAGCGCCUGACUAAAGAGCAGUAUUAUGUUACUCGGCAGAAGGGUACUGAGAGAGCAUUCACUGGGGAAUACUGGAAUACUAAAACCCCAGGCAUUUAUCACUGUGUCUGCUGCGACACCCCUCUGUUUGAGUCAUCAACCAAAUUUGAUAGUGGUACUGGAUGGCCAUCCUACUAUAAACCAAUUGGCGAAAAUGUCAAGAGCAAGCUUGAUAUGUCAAUCAUUUUCAUGCCCCGGACCGAGGUGCUCUGCGCCGCCUGUGAUGCUCAUCUGGGGCAUGUCUUUGAUGACGGGCCACCACCAACAGGGCAGAGAUACUGUAUCAACAGUGCAUCUCUGAAAUUGAAGCCUCAGUCGCUGGAUCCUUUAGGAAGAAGUUAAGUAUAACACUGGCCCGCCCAAUGUAAACUGUGGGUUUGUAUAUAAACUAUUCGAGUUGUACCAUAUUUAUUAUUCCUCUAUUAUGCAUAUCAGGUGCACAAACUGAUGAACCUCUAGGGUGUGUGUGUUUUCUUACGCCUCUCAUCUAGCUACAGCUACAGUUAUAGCAUACGUGCAUGGCACUUGGGACCUACAACCAGAGUAGAAGACUGUGUCCUUUCAGAGACCACCGGCUGAAACCAUUGGAGCUUACAUGUAUGUGAUGGGAACAUCACAGUUUCUCUGUGGCACCAUGCGAGUGAGGUUGUAGAGGGGAGAGAUCUGAUUUCAGGAAUCUAACCCUGACUGGUUGUGUGGCCACUGGCCAGCGCUCGGUCCUGAAUUUAGGGUGAAAUUGGUUGCAUUGCCCGCAUCUUCUCCGUCCUAAAAUACGUUUGAAUCUCGGUCUCGAAUCUAGGGUGGAAUUGGUUGCACUGCCCGCAUCUUCUUCAUCCUAAAAUACAUUUGGAUGGUUGUUUUUAUAUUGUUCCAACUCGAUGAAACACGUUUGGAUGGUGGUUGUUUUCA
This is a messenger RNA of Sorghum bicolor (sorghum), 1475 nucleotides long. Its product is annotated as peptide methionine sulfoxide reductase B1, chloroplastic. Gene Ontology annotation, molecular function: peptide-methionine (R)-S-oxide reductase activity. Lineage: Eukaryota; Viridiplantae; Streptophyta; Magnoliopsida; Poales; Poaceae. The record is from RefSeq and is a predicted model, not a curated record. Gene Ontology annotation, cellular component: cytoplasm. The transcript has 5 exons. Bases 243 to 908 code for a protein of 221 amino acids. Gene Ontology annotation, biological process: response to oxidative stress; protein repair.